Messenger RNA from Protopolystoma xenopodis, 357 nucleotides. The record is from the annotation of a GenBank genome assembly. Lineage: Eukaryota; Metazoa; Platyhelminthes; Monogenea; Polystomatidea; Polystomatidae.
AUGGGUAUGUAUCUAGCAGUACGUGAUUUCAUGAUUGAGUAUGUGAGAAUGGCAACUCGUCUCAAUACCUCGGAGAUUGAGAGAGCCAAAAACCAGCUCAAAACACACUUGCUCCUUCAGUUAGAUGGCACAACUCCUAUUUGUGAAGAGAUUGGUCGUCAGAUGCUUGUCUAUGGCCGACGUAUUCCAAUGAAGGAGAUGCUCAAGCGAAUAGAUAGCGUCAGUGUUGAUAGUGUUACUGAAGUUUGUCACAAAUAUUUUUAUGAUCGCUGUCCAGCUGUCGCUUGCAUGGGCCCUGUUGAAGUUUGGCCCGAUUACACCGCUGUUCGGGAUAUGAGCUUUUCACUGAGAAUCUAG